Molecule: messenger RNA, 3230 nt
Organism: Tupaia belangeri chinensis (Chinese tree shrew)
Lineage: Eukaryota; Metazoa; Chordata; Mammalia; Scandentia; Tupaiidae
Gene: AMIGO3
Product: adhesion molecule with Ig like domain 3
Biological process (GO): brain development
Cellular component (GO): membrane
Molecular function (GO): protein binding
Source: RefSeq, a predicted model, not a curated record
CUGCAUUAGGGUCCCCCCAUUCUUCCCCUCCCUCUUUUUCUCACUAGUCCCCCAGGAAGUCCUGGGUCCCCAUUUGGAGGGAGUUCAGGGGAGCCACCAUCAGAUAGUGGCAGUCCACCUGCCCCAUAAUUGGUCCUUCAGAAUCACUCCAACACAAGUAAUUCUACAGUAUGACGUCAAAUAAACACGAACAAGAAACAACGGCAGUUUAAAGGCAUUCUUCCCACAUUUCCCCUUUCACUCUGGAGACAGGAGCUGGGGGAAGCUGCCUGCGAGGCUAGGCUGGGACAGGAAAGCCGGAGUCGCGCCCCCUCUGGCGGCCACAUGGGGCCCUUGAGCGCCAGGGGACUCGGCCACUCCGCCUACUGCGGCCGGAACCAAUGGGCGCUCGAGCCCCGCCCCCUGGGCCAUCCCCUCCCAGCGAGUAUUUAGAAGCCAAGCCGGAGCAGUGUUCCGAGCGAGCUAGGGAAGCCGAAAAAGGGGAGCACAGCCCCACCUUAAUCUGGGACGGAGCAGGAACCGUCAGCCCUAAGCGGAGGCCCCCUCGUGGCUCCUGGGCCAUGGGUCACGCGGCGCCAGGCCCCCUGAACUAGAGAAGUGGGUGAGUCCCGGAGCUGCCUCCCUGUCCUGUUCCUGGUGGUCGCCGCCAUGGCCGGGCUUGUGCUGCUGGGUGCCCUGCUGUGCACGCUGCGUGUCGGGUUAGGCACUCCGGACUCCGAGGAAUUACCGCCACCUGCGCCCCAUAGCUGCCCCCACGACUGCGUGUGCGCUGCCGACCUGCUGAGCUGCGCGGGCCUGGAGCUGCAGGACGUGCCGGCCGCGUUACCUGCCUGGGCUGCAGACCUCGAUCUGAGCCAUAACGCGCUCCAGCGCCUUCGCCCCGGCUGGUUGGCGCCCCUCUACCGACUGCUCGCCUUGCGCCUAAGCCACAACCAGCUGGAUACGCUGGGGCCGGGAGUGUUCAUCAAUGCCAGCGGCCUGAAGCUGCUGGACCUGUCAUCUAACGCCUUGCAGGCACUUGGCCGCCAUGACCUGGACGGGCUGGGGGCACUGGAGAGGCUACUGCUGUUCAAUAACCGCCUGGCACGCUUGGACCAGCACGCAUUCCGCGGCCUGAGCAUGCUCAGCCACCUCUACCUGGGCUGCAAUGAACUCGCCUCCUUCUCCUUCCACCACUUGCACGGCCUUGGCACGCCCCACCUGCGCACGCUGGACCUCUCCUCCAACCAGCUGCGCCACGUCUCUGUGCCUGAGCUGGCCUUGCUGCCAGCCUUCCUGAAGAACGGCCUCUACUUCCACAACAACCCGCUGCUCUGUGACUGCCGCCUCUACCACCUGCUGCGGCGCUGGCACCAGCGAGGCCUGAGCGCCGUGCGCAACUUUGCCGGCGAGUACACGUGCCUGGCCUUUGGGGUGCCUGCGUCCCGCGUGCGCUUCCUGCAGCACACCCGCAUCUUUGAGAACUGUUCAGCUGCCCCGGCUCACAGCCUAGAGCAGCCGGAAGGGCAGCUGCGCGUGGACACCAGCACGCCCGCCCUGCGCACCGCCUGGGUGUCACCGCAGCACGAGCUGCUGGUGGCACCGGGAUCCCGCGACGGCAGCAUCGCCGUGCUGGCUGACGGCAGCUUGGCCAUAGGCAGCGUGCAGCAGUGGCACGCGGGCAUCUUCGUGUGUCUGGCCAGCGGGUCCCGCCUGCAUCACAACCAGACGCACGAGUACAACGUGAGUGUGCAUCUGCCGCCCCUGGAGCCAGAGGCUUUCAACACGGGCUACACCACGCUGCUGGGCUGUGUCGUGGGCCUGGUGCUGGUACUGCUCUACCUGUUCGCCCCGCCCUGUCGCGGCUGCUGCGAAAAGGCCUGCCGCUGCCGCCGCUGGCCCCAAGCAGCCAGCCCGCUCCAGGAGCUGAGCGCACAGUCCUCGGUGCUCAGCACCAUGUCGCCUGACGUGCCCAGCCGCAAGGCCAGUGUCCACAAGCAUGUGGUCUUUCUGGAGCCCGGCAGGAGGGGCCUCAACGGCCGGGUGCAGCUGGCAGUAGCUGAGGACUUUGAUCUCUGCAACCCCGUGGGACUGCGGCUCAAGGCGGGCUCUGAGUCUGCCAGCUCCACAGGCUCAGAGGGUCUCAUGAUGACCUAGGCUGCCCCGGGCCUCGCCCAGGCCCCCCCGCUGCUUCUGCCCUGCUCCCUGGUGUGGCCUGGGGAAGCACCAGGUGCUGCCUGGUCCCAGCCCCGUGAGGGCCUAGACCCAAACCACAAGGGCCACACUCAGAGGGAGGGGGUUGGGUCCCCAACCUGCCUCCUGCUCGGCCCGGCCAAGGCCUGCUAAUGCCUGAGCGCUGCCGCGAGGGUUGGGACCGGAGGCCCAUCUGGAAGAGCCUUUUGCAUUAGAGCUCCAGUCUCAGGGCGAGGCAGCUGCCAGGAGCCAAAGCAGUUACCCUCUCCUCCCCAGGGGCCAGGAGAGGUGGGUCCCAGGGGGACGGGACGGGUGCCGAGGGCAGUGGCCAGAGGGAGCAAGCCUGCUCCAUGAAGCAGGAUCACCAACGCCAAUAUUCAACCUGCUAGAAGCUGCAUAGCUCCACGCAGCCCGGUGGGUGGGUGUCAGGCAGCCAAGGCUCAAGAACCCUGAGCCCGGCCUGAGCCCCAGCCAGGGUGGCCCUGCCCCCUGGCCAGAGGCAUCCCACCGUUACUCUCAAGGCACAGCUUAGGAGACAGCAGUAGGGCACCGUGGCAAGCGCCCCAGCUAUCAGCAGUAAAAGCCCGGCGAGUCCGGCUGCGCUGGAAGGCUAUGUCUCUCGAGGGCAGGAGCCUCUUACGGGCUGGCACGGGUCUCGGCCUAAUGGGCGAAGCAGUGCCCUAGCUCUAUCUGCACCACACCCUUCUGCCUGAGGGCCGGGAAGGGGGCUUGGGAAACCCUCCUGUGUGGGGGCUGCACUGGGCCCCAUGGGUGUCCCGGGCGAUGUCUGGCACUUCCUAAUAAAUGUGCUCUGUGCUCACUGCUGGCAACUUCUCAGGUCCGGGCAGCAUCCAGCAGCGGCUCUGGCCGCACCCAUGUCCGGCUCCCAUGCCCCCGCCUGUGGGCUGGGGUUCUCAUCCCCUACACAGGCCAGCCGCCACGGGGACCGGAGGUUCCUGCCUUGCUUCCCCCUGCCUUAUCCCCGUCUGGAGACUGAGGCCGUGCCCAGCCCCUCCUCGUCAGGCACACUCAGCCCCGACAGGGCCCGUGGUCCCCGA